AUGUCAUUUCGUCGGCAUUCGAGCAACGAUGCUGUCCUGGUUGGAAGAACAUCAGUCCAGCUCGGCGUCGUCCCGUCAGCCAGCUUGCACCGGUCGAGCCGGGCUCCACCUUCAGCGAGAAGAGAAGUGGCUCUUUGUCAAGAGCUGUCUCUAAAGUCCGUCAACAAAGACCGACUCGAGGUCGGCUUUCACGUGAAACGAAACCAAAAUACAACAAAGCACAACGCCAUUGGACAGGGCGGAAUGGGCGAAUACGACAAAAUGGGCUGA
Messenger RNA from Protopolystoma xenopodis, 270 nucleotides. NCBI's taxonomy places the organism in Eukaryota, Metazoa, Platyhelminthes, Monogenea, Polystomatidea, Polystomatidae. The record is from the annotation of a GenBank genome assembly.